Messenger RNA from Racocetra persica, 717 nucleotides. Lineage: Eukaryota; Fungi; Glomeromycota; Glomeromycetes; Diversisporales; Gigasporaceae. The record is from the annotation of a GenBank genome assembly.
AUGUCGAAAGUUUCUCGAAAAGAUGGUAAAAAGCCUUAUUAUUAUUCAAAUUCUCUCCCUGACCACAUUCGAAUUCGAGAAUUCCAACAAAAAGAUAUUGAUGAGAUUCAAAGGAUUUAUGCUAACUCAAUGAUGGAUACAAUUUCCUACGAAACGCGACAUGCAAUUCAUACCGAUUUGUCUAAAAUUUCAGAAAAAUAUGGAAGUGGUACAGUACAGCAACAACUAACAAAAUCUGAUAAAUACCAUUCACAAGAAGAUUUAGUCGAUCAACCUCAUAAUGAUCGUAUUGCGAGAUUUUGGGUUGCUGUUGAUAAAGAGGCAGGAAAUAAAGUGGUAGGCUUUCUAGAAAUUGUGGACAAUGAAGAUGAUGAUCCUCUAAGAAAAAAAUAUAUUAUGGAACCAUAUGCGCCUCAUAUAAAGCAUUUAUGCGUGGCUACAAAUUAUAAAAGGAAAGGAAUCGCUACUGCAUUAUUGAAACAUGCGAUAAAGUUUAUACAUAAAAAGAAUGCAAAAAGUCUGGGAGUUCUUACCUCUGCCUGGCAAGGACCAGCAAUGGAAAUAUUUUAUCGUUUUGGAUUCAUAGAAGUAAAGCGAAGAACUAUGACCUAUGGAUUUGUUGAAUGUAUAAAACUCAGUCUUGAUGUUGAACAAUGGAUUAGGUGUCGUAAAGCACGUAAACAUAGUUCAUCUAUUAGUUCUAUUAGUGACGCGUAA